AACUCAAGUUCAACUCGCUCCGAUGCCAGCGUGCUGGUGGGCUCAAUGGGGACGCGGAGACGCGGGAUCCGGGGAGAACUCCUGUUUGGAUAGAGGUCCGCAAACUCCUAGGUGCUCAGGCGCUUGUCUGAACGCUCCUCCGCCGGCAGGGGCUCAGCGCCUUGGGAGCCCGGGGCGAAGGCGGCUACAGAUGUCGGCGGAGUGCAGUCAGGAGGUGGAGGCACGGACCUCCCUGUCGCGCAGCCCUCGGAAUGCGAGCCUCCGAGAAAUGAGCGCUCUGCCCAUCAAUCUUUGCCCUUCCUUUGGUGACGCUCUCACGCUCCGCCGUUCAUGUUACCAUUCUUUUCCCGCAACUGAACGAACCCAGAGAGACGUCACGAGCCCCCAAACGGCACCGUCUUCAAUCUCCGCUCCGGGGACGGGGACGGCGGGUGGCUGCACCGAGCCUGAGCUGCGAUCGCAGUGCGUGGAAGGUGCUGGGCAGGGCGAGCAGGCAGCGGAGACGCGACGCGCUCGUCCUCGGCCGCCCACUCCGCUCCCGGUCGCCCGCCUUCUGCCGAGACAACGCCGGUGUCGACCACGUGGCGGGAGCCCGGAGCCCGGGAAGGGGGGCGGGCCACCUGGAGGGGGUGGGCAGUUCCUCCCAGCUUCCAGAUCCUAUAUAAACAAAUCCUGGGCGAGGAGGCGAAGACGCUGCGGGAGGAGGACUUCAAGCUCCCAGACCACGCGGAUACCCGCUUUCUCUGCUAGGGCUUUUUGGAGCAACUUCGGACCAGCAGAGAUACCAACUCCCCGGCUCAUCUCACCCAAAAGGCGCCAGGCCAGAGAUUCCGUGGAAGUCGCCGGCUGCUGGCGGAUCUGCUCCGGAUUCCUCCAUGGUGCCGGCCGGAGCGCGGCGAGCCGGGGCACGGUGGCGGCAGCCGGCUGGAGGCAGAGGAGGACCCAGGUUGGGCCGGUCCCGCCGAAAGGGGACUCCCUGAGCCUCCUGCCCCGCCGCUCAGGCCAGAUGCACCAACGCCCUUUACCACACACGCACGAACCUGUGGCAGCCUCUCCAAGAGACCUGCGCACCUAGCACCAUGCACUGGGUCCUCU
Hipposideros armiger (great roundleaf bat) is the source of this 1095-nucleotide messenger RNA. RefSeq lists its product as uncharacterized. The coding region runs from base 23 to 1075 and encodes 350 amino acids. Lineage: Eukaryota; Metazoa; Chordata; Mammalia; Chiroptera; Hipposideridae. The record is from RefSeq and is a predicted model, not a curated record. The transcript is spliced from 2 exons.